Molecule: messenger RNA, 1886 nt
Organism: Solanum verrucosum
Lineage: Eukaryota; Viridiplantae; Streptophyta; Magnoliopsida; Solanales; Solanaceae
Product: transcription initiation factor TFIID subunit 12
Exons: 8
Coding region: 25-1704 (559 amino acids)
Biological process (GO): DNA-templated transcription initiation; RNA polymerase II preinitiation complex assembly
Cellular component (GO): transcription factor TFIID complex; SLIK (SAGA-like) complex; SAGA complex
Molecular function (GO): DNA binding; protein heterodimerization activity; TBP-class protein binding
Source: RefSeq, a predicted model, not a curated record
UCUCAAUUAAUCAUUGAAAAUCCAAUGGAGCAGAGUCAACCACCGCCGACAACGCCGGCGCCGGCGACACCCAUUUCACAGCCAACUGAACAAAUUCCGACAUCAUCUCCGGCUCCACCACCUCCUUCCUCCACCGCAAUCAGUCAACUUCCUUCUACAACAACCACUACAUCAGUAGCAUCACAGCCAGUAAACCUAAACCCUACCACCACCACUUCAGCUACUAAAACCAUUGUCACCACCACCAUCACUUCAGGUACUAAAACCGUCACCACCACCACCAUCAGUCCCGGCGGUACCAUCACUGCUGCCGCCGCAGCACAGCAGCAAAACCCUUCAGCAGCCACUUCACAAAAUGCUCAAGCAAGACAACCCUUUGGCCGGCCAUGGCAACAGCCUUCACCUUUUCAACACUUUUCGUUACCUCCUCCACCUCCCCCACCACCACCUCACUCGUCGUCAUCAUCUUCUUCGAUUUCGUCUUCUUCGGUGUCUAUGCAAAACCAAAACCCUAGAGGUGGUAUGGCUAUGGGAGUACCUGCUCAUCACCCUAGUAGCUCUUUCUCUUCAUUGACGACGCCUUCUUAUGGACAGCAAUUUGGUGGUUUAGGUCGCAAUUUGCCUGAUUCUACGCCGCCCACCUCAACUACCUCACAGGUGAGGCAGCCUAUACAAGGAAUGCAUGGGAUGGGAAUGAUGGGAUCACUUGGUUCAACUUCACCGAUGCGUCCUGCAGGGGUUUCUCCUCAGCAACUGAGACCUGUCUCCUCUUCGAUUAGACCUCAGACGAGCAUCAGUAGUCAGUCUGCUGCUACACAGAAUUUUCAAGGCCAUAGCAUGUUGAGAGUUCAGUCAGUCGGAUUUCCGCCGUCCCAAUCACAUACUACCUCUCAAAGUCCAAGGACACAGACUCAGCCAUGGUUAUCUUCAGGAGCACCGGGGAAGCCCCCUUUGCCGACACCAUCAUUGAGACCUCAAAUUAAUCCUCAGUCUUUGCAUCAAAGGUCCCAUAUUCUUGCACCGCAUCAGCAUACUGUUACUACUACAUCUUCUGUCCAACAGUCACAGCCUUCAGCCUCAAGUCAGUCCCAAGAUCAUUUGGGGCAACAGAUGCCUCCAUCCAGGAUUCAACAAUCAUUAUCUAAUCAACCACUUGGCCGAGGUCAGGGUUUAGGAAUCCAGAGACCUUCAUCACAUGCAUUGAUGCAACCCACUGCAGUCCAGCCAGGACCACCUAGUAAGGCUGCUACCACUUUAGAGAUGGGAGAUCCUUGUACUAGGAUUCUAAGCAAGAGAAGCAUCCAAGAGAUUGUGACCCAGAUUGAUCCAUCAGAGAAAUUGGAUGCUGAAGUUGAAGACAUCCUCGUUGAUAUAGCAGAGGAAUUUGUGGAAUCUAUUACCACAUUUGGCUGUUCAUUGGCCAAGCAUCGAAAAUCCAAUACAUUGGAAGCAAAGGACAUCCUUCUGCAUCUUGAAAGGAAUUGGAAUAUGACUCUCCCUGGUUUUGGCGGGGAUGAAAUCAGAGCCUACAAGAAGCCAUUAACAAGUGACAUCCACAAGGAGAGAAUAGCAGUGAUAAAGAAAUCGGCUCUCGUGGCCGAGAUGACAAAUGCAAAGGGCCCAACACAAACUGGUGGGAAUAUGAAAAGCCAUUUAGCAAAGAGUGCAUCUAAUAUUUUGGGUUCCCCUAAUGCCAAGACAUGAAAGCUUGUGCAUUGUGAUGAAAACAAAAGGCAGGAAGAAUUUUUUACUGACUUCACAGUAAAAUUAGGACUAGAUCUUUUUACUUCCAUGUUAAAUUAAAUUUCUUAACUUAUAAUUAGUAUUGAGAAAAGAAAAAAAAUGAAAUUGUAUUAUUUUGUUUUUGUUCAAAUGGAGAAAAUGUG